Messenger RNA from Pogona vitticeps (central bearded dragon), 3223 nucleotides. The record is from RefSeq and is a predicted model, not a curated record. NCBI's taxonomy places the organism in Eukaryota, Metazoa, Chordata, Lepidosauria, Squamata, Agamidae.
GAGGCGGGAGGGAGACCGACCACGGGGGAGGGGGAACUCUCUGUCUGCCUGCUGGGGAGGCAAGGGCCUCUUAUGUGAGCGGCCGGACAGGCCUUCAGAAGCCUGCAUUGGAGGAGUUGUGAUCCCAAAAUGUUUAGAAAGCAUCAGAGUGGGGAGAUUGCUUUACAUCUUGAGGAGGCCACUGGCUCUUAUCUCUGAACUGCAACUUUCUUUACCUGGAUGGCCAUAUAAGGUUUAAAAAAAUGUCUUAUGGGGUGAGGCAGGAUACGGCCUCUGAACUGAAGAGUUUUCCUUGCUCCAUUAAGUCACAAAGUAAUCCUCUAUCAAGCCUGUUUGUGGGUGAAACGUAUUGUCAGGAGACACCAGCCCUCUUUUCAGGGAAGUCAGUCCAACAUAAAUCAGCAAUGGUGAGCAGCCAGCCUCUUCCCAUAUCAGAUAAUAACAAAAGGAAAAAGAAAAAGAGGACCAGAGCUACAGACCAUUUUCCUGGAAGGUUUGAAGAUUUGUACAAACUCACUGCGGAGCUGCUUGGGGAAGGCUCCUAUGCCAAGGUACAAGGAGCAGUUAGCUUGCAAAAUGGGAAGGAAUAUGCAGUUAAAAUAAUUGAAAAAAACACUGGACACAGUCGAAGUCGAGUGUUCCGAGAAGUGGAAACAUUGUAUCAAUGUCAGGGUAACAGGAACAUUUUGGAAUUAAUAGAAUUUUUUGAAGAUACUGGAAGGUACUAUCUUGUCUUUGAAAAGUUGCGUGGAGGUUCUAUCCUAGCCCACAUACAAAAGCAAAAGCACUUUAAUGAGAGAGAAGCCAGCAGGGUGGUGAGAGACAUUGCCUCUGCUCUGGAUUUCCUUCACACAAAAGGUAUUGCUCAUCGAGACCUAAAACCUGAAAACAUAUUGUGUGAAUCUCCCACUAAGGUGUCCCCAGUGAGAAUUUGUGACUUUGACCUUGGAAGUGGGGUGAAACUCAACAGUGCAUGUACACCCAUCACCACUCCUGAGCUGACUACUCCAUGUGGUUCUGCCGAGUACAUGGCCCCUGAGGUGGUGGAAGUCUUCACAGAAGAGGCCACAUUCUAUGACAAGCGCUGUGACCUAUGGAGCUUGGGUGUGAUUUUGUAUAUCAUGCUAAGUGGCUAUCCACCAUUUGUGGGGAACUGUGGCACAGGCUGUGGCUGGGACAGGGGAGAAGUCUGCAGUGUUUGUCAGAACAAACUGUUCGAGAGUAUCCAGGAAGGCAAAUACGAAUUCCCCGACAAGGACUGGUCUCAUAUUUCCAGUGAUGCCAAAGAUCUCAUCUCAAAGUUGUUAGUCCGCGAUGCCAAAGAACGGCUCAGUGCUGCUCAGGUUCUACAGCAUCCAUGGGUACAAGGUCAUGCUUCUGAAAGAGGACUGCCUACGCCACAGGUCCUUCAAAGGAACAGCAGCACGAAAGAGCUGACUCUCUUCACUGCAGAGGCUAUUGCCUUAAACCGCCAGCUCUCCCAGCACGAAAAUCAACUCAACGAAGAGCAAGAGGGCAUCAUGCAGGCCAUGUGCUCCAUGAAGCUUUCUCCUCCCUCCAAAUCCCGCCUUGCCAAACGCAGAGCCAUGGCUCAGGCCACAAAAAGCAGUGGCUUCCAACCAGCUCCUCACGCGGCCCUUUGAUGCACAUUUCCCUUUGUCAAGGGUUCGGUUCUGUUUUGUAUCCUGCUUUUAAAAGAGACUCUUUGGUAUCCCGGUGUUUGAAAGGAUUUUAGAAUGAAACUUGUGUUGAAGUAAUUUAAAAGACAGUAUCCUUGGAAGUGCUUUUAUGUAGGCUGAUUUAAAUGAGUUUUUUAGAGAACCUUUGCUGCUGUUACCAUUAUAACAAACCACAUAAGUUGCAUUUGCACAUAGCCAUCUAUAACUAGAAGGAUAAACAUCUGUAGCUGAAAAAGGAGUCUGAACUCACCAGCUCUUGAAGGAUCUUCCAUUACCUGCACAACUCUAGGUCUCUGUUUACGGGAAGUAGAAUAAUUAGUUGUGGCCAUCCUUCAGGUAAUAUUGCUAACCUUUCUUUUUUUUUCUUUUUUCCAUUAUAGCAUAUGAGUUAAAAUGCAAAAAAUAGGAAAGGCUUUGCCUCUUACCUCGGGGAGCUAACUUCUGAUGUUAUAAAUCUAGGGUCUAGACCAGCAUAGAUUUCAGCACAUAUGACUUCAAUAUGUGAAAAGCACCUCACUGCUAAGGUCUGUAGUGGCCCAUGUCAUCCUUUUCUGCCCACAAAAGUCAGGUUUUUGUCACUGAGACAGAGUAUAUCUUAACAUUCUGGUUGCAAAGAUUCAUUUUGGAAUCCGUCUUCUGGAUGCUGAACCAUCCUGUCCUUGGUAAGGCCUUCCUUUUUGCUCAGAUUUCCAGGUCAACAAGUAGGGGAAUUAUAUCUUUAAUUGCUCUAAAUAUUUAGUUCAAUUCUCUACAAAAUAUUUCUUAAAGAAGUGUGCCUUUUCACUGAAGAUCUAGAGAGAGAUGUGUGCAGCAUUGCUUCUUCCCCUGUGUGGGGUCUGCUAGAAAGCUCUUAUCUAAUACUGGUGGACUGUGCAGAAAUGGGAGCUCCAGAAAGCUUUUUGCUACCAGCAUUUAUGCCAAUGGCAUUGUACGAACAGGCAUAAAUAAUAGGAUUUGGGCCAAACCUUUUGAAAUAUAAUAUAUUGCUAUGGAUUGGCUACUCUUGAAAUGUGACCUUGCUUGAGAAUGAUUCACGCUGUAUCACAUGAUUAUUUAAAAUCCCAGCUAUUGAAUUCCAAUUGGGCAUCUUUGGAAAUCCUCCUUCAUGAAAGUAUUAAAACUGUUCACUUCAGGACCUCUGAGUCCUUGUCAAUUAAGAAGAGGAUUUAAAUUUUAUCCGAUUUUCAAAAUCAGUAUUAAUGUUGAAGCAAAGAACAGAACAGAUCCAAUAAAUGGUUAUCCCAAAUCUACCUUGCAGAAUAACUUGACAUUUUGUCUUUAAAUGUAACAUAUAUAUAUAUAUUUACAAUUUUAAAAUAAUUAUUGAACAUACUGGUGAUGAAUGUGAAGAAUGGCUGCUAGAUUUAUGUUGUUUUUUUUAAAAAAUGUACUGUCUGAAGGAUUAUUAAUUGUACUUCAGUUUUUAAGCAUACUUUAAGCUGUUACAGCUCUACCAUACACUUCUUUGCUCAUGGUUUUUAAAAGCUUUGGACAACUCAGGAAAUAAUAUCCCUAGCUAUAUGACACAUAUAUUAAUAUUGUGU